Fonsecaea multimorphosa CBS 102226 is the source of this 2412-nucleotide messenger RNA. RefSeq lists its product as uncharacterized. The record is from RefSeq and is a predicted model, not a curated record. The transcript is spliced from 2 exons. Gene Ontology annotation, biological process: vacuolar transport; vacuole fusion, non-autophagic; polyphosphate metabolic process. The coding region runs from base 1 to 2412 and encodes 803 amino acids. NCBI's taxonomy places the organism in Eukaryota, Fungi, Ascomycota, Eurotiomycetes, Chaetothyriales, Herpotrichiellaceae. Gene Ontology annotation, cellular component: fungal-type vacuole membrane; vacuolar transporter chaperone complex.
AUGAAGUUCGGACAGCAGCUCCGCCAGUCCCUGAUCAAGGACUACUACUGGCACUACAUUGCUUAUGACGAUCUCAAAGCUGCCCUCAAAAAACCCUUUGUGAAUGGCAAAAGCGGCGAGCGAGAAGCAUGGACCGACGACGACGAGGCCAACUUCAUCCGGCUGCUGGAGGCUGAGCUUGACAAGGUCUUCACCUUUCAGAAGCUCAAAAGCCAGGAGAUUAUAUCAAGGAUCAAGGCCGCUGAAGCUGAGGUCAAGCAGGUGGUCGAACGGCAAGAGCGUCAAAAUCAGAACGGCUCAGAGCCCGACGAGGAGCUCGAGAACGAUUUCGAUCUGCUGGAAGCUGACCUUUCCGACAUUAUUGCUGACGUCCAUGACCUGGCCAAAUUCACCCAACUGAACUACACAGGGUUUCAGAAGAUUAUCAAGAAGCACGACAAGCAAACCCAGUUGAUCCUUCGUCCUUCCUUCGCGACCCGCCUCAAAGCAAAGCCCUUCUUUCAAGACAACUACGAUGCCUUCAUUGUCAAGCUCUCCAAACUAUACGAUCUGGUCCGGACGCGGGGCAACCCGGUCAAAGGAGACAGCAGCGCCGGUGGUUCCCAGCAGAACUUCGUCCGUCAAACAACAAAGUACUGGGUCCACCCUGACAAUAUUACCGAGCUGAAGCUCAUCAUCCUCAAGCAUUUACCCGUCUUGGUCUUCAACCCAAACAAAGAGUUCGAAGAGAAGGAUUCUGCCAUCUCAUCCAUCUACUACGACAAUCCCGAAACAUGGGAGCUGUACAUGGGUCGUCUCAAGAAGACCGAGGGUGCCGAGGCCAUCCGCCUUCGGUGGUACGGUGGCAUGGAAAACGAGACCAUCUUCGUUGAGAGGAAGACCCACCGCGAAGAUUGGACGGGAGAAAAGUCUGUCAAAGCUCGGUUCACCCUGAAAGAGAAGAACGUCAAUGCCUUUUUGAACGGGACAUUGACCGUUGAUGAGGUCUUUGCCAAGAUGCGCAAGGAGGGAAAGAAGAGCGUCAAGGAAAUCGAGGACCUCGAACAGCUCGCUCGAGAAAUCCAAUACCGUGUCAUCAGCAGGAAACUCGUUCCGGUGACCAGGUCUUUCUACCACCGCACGGCAUUCCAGCUUCCAGGUGACGCCCGUGUGAGAAUAUCGUUGGAUACCGAAUUGACAAUGGUCCGUGAAGACAACCUUGAUGGCAGACAGCGUGCCGGCAAGAACUGGCGACGAAUGGACAUUGGGAUCGACUGGCCUUUUCCUCAGCUGCCACCGGAGGAUGUUGAACGGUUCCCUUAUGCCGUCCUUGAGGUCAAGCUGCAGACCCAAGCCGGGCAAGAACCACCUCAGUGGAUUCGUGACCUGACAGCAAGUCAUCUUGUCGAAGCUGUGCCAAAGUUUUCGAAAUUCAUCCAUGGCACCGCCACCAUGUUCCCUAAUCGCAUCGAUCUUCUCCCAUUCUGGUUCCCCCAAAUGGACGUCGACAUCCGGAAACCCAUUACCCACCGCUUCGGCAUUGAACGACCUGCCAAUACAGCAAGCUACUCAACCAGCGAUGUUGACGAGGAUGAGUAUGAUUCAGAUGAUCCAGCAGCUGAAGCUCACACCACCGGAAAGACGACACCCAUGUUGGAUGGCUCUCAGGACGCCGAAGACGAAGGGACGAGGCGCUUGAAGGCCGCACGGCAAGCACUCGACGAGCACAGUCGGGCCCAGGACCGAGACGCCAUCGAAGACGGUUUCGCGGCGCCUGGUAACUCAUUAGACGAGGAAGAAAUAGUUGCUGCCAUGCGCGUCUCAGACGAGUAUCUCUACGACUCCGAAGAAGAUGAUGCUGAAGACGAGCUCGAAGAAGCCCGCCAGUCGAAAUCGUGGAAAUAUUACCCGUUGUUUUUAAAGCAGCAGGCCCAUCACCUUAGCGACCGUGUCCUCGGACUCGUCCACAAAAUCCCUACAAGCACCCCCUUACCACAGAACGGAGGCGUUGCCGGCGGCAGGAACCAGCUCACCGGCCAAGUGCAAGUGAAACGCUUCAAGGCUCCCAAAGGCAAACGUAUCCAUGUGCCCGUCCGCGUGGAACCCAAGGUCUACUUUGCCGCCGAACGCACCUUCCUUUCGUGGCUGGAGUUUAGUAUCAUCAUCGGCUCCAUUGCCGCGGCGCUCUUGAACUUUGGAGACAAUGUGAGUUUGAUCUCUGCGUGGGGGUUUACCAUUGUCGCCUCCGCAGCAUUGGUAUAUAGUGUUGUCAUUUAUUAUCUGCGGGUGCAGAUGAUUCGCAAAAGAAGGGCUAGCGUGUCGAGGUACUAUGAUAAAUACGGAACAUCGGCGUUAUGUUUGGGCUUGUUGGCGGCCACGGCGGUCACAUUUGUCUUUCGAAUCAAGGAGGAUGGAUGGUUCCAGCAGACCUGA